UGCUUGCGCGCGCGGGUGGCACCAUUGGCAGCACGGUUGACGGCCUUAAGAUGGGCAAAUAGGGCGCCAGCACGGAUGUGGAUGGCGGCGGGGUCCCAGUCGAGAUACUGUGCGGAGACGAGGUCGCGGAGUUUGUCGAUGGCAACGUCGGGGAGGGGUGGGAGGACGACGUCCGUGCUGCUGUCGUCGACGGCCAUGGCGGCGGCGAGUUCGGCGAACGAGGGUGUGGGAAGAGAGGAACGGAGGCCGGACCGGGGCACGGGACGUGAAGUGGGGUGCAUCAUGUCCUUGUCAUCAUGGACGGCGAUUCGAGGGAAUUACUGUAAGCCUCGAUUACACGCCUGCUGAACGAGCAGGCGCCUCUAGAUCUCCCAAGCAACGACUGCUCGUCCUCUCACACUCCCCGUCUCUCUUUUCUUCUCCUUCCUUCUCGACAUUCACCACCUCCCUAGACAUCUUCGAAUACUACCACCAUGACUGGCCGUCCGCGCGCGAUGUCGGGCACCAUCCCUUCGAUGGAGGCCGCCCACGACGAGCUCAAGGAGAAUACCAUCAUCGUUGUCCUGGGCGCCUCUGGAGAUCUUGCGAAGAAGAAGACGUACCCUGCUCUCUUCGGUCUGUACCGGAUGGGUUUCCUUCCUAAGGGAAUCCAAAUUGUCGGCUAUGCACGCACCAAGAUGGAUGACGCCGAGUAUCACAAGCGUGUCACAUCAUACAUCAAGGUCGACGAUGAUGAUGCUGAUGGAAAGACAAAACUCGACGAAUUCAAGAAGAUAACCUCGUACAUUUCAGGUGGCUACGAGGACUCGCCAUCCUUCGAGAACCUCAACAGAUACGUAGAGAAUCUCGAGUCCGGAUACCAAACCAUGGAACGCAAUCGCAUUUUCUACCUUGCUCUUCCUCCCAGCGUCUUCAUUCCAGUCGCACAACACCUCAAGGAUCAGUGCUAUUUCCCACCAAAGAUCGGCAAAUGCCGCAUUAUCGUCGAAAAGCCGUUUGGGAAAGACCUUGAGUCCUCCCGUGAGCUUCUUGGAUCCUUGAAGCAACAUUGGACAGAAGAUGAAACCUUCCGGAUUGACCACUACCUCGGGAAGGAAAUGGUUAAGAAUCUGCUCGUGCUUCGCUUUGCCAACAUCGCAUUCAGCUCCUUCUGGGACAAGAACUCGAUCAGUAAUGUCCAGAUUACGUUCAAAGAACCAUUCGGUACCGAAGGUCGUGGCGGAUACUUCGAUGAAUUCGGAAUCAUUCGUGACAUCCUCCAGAACCAUUUAUUGCAGGUGUUGAGCGUCCUGACCAUGGAGCGACCCGUCUCGUUCGCGGCAGAGGAUAUCCGUGACGAGAAGGUGAAAGUCUUACGUUCAAUCCCGCCCAUUGAGCGCAGUGAUACCUUACUCGGCCAGUACGUCGCUGCGCACGGCAAGCCCGGCUACCUCGAUGACGACACAGUUCCACACAACUCAGUCUGUCCCACGUAUGCCGCGACCACGCUCUGGAUCCACAACCCCCGGUGGGAGGGUGUGCCCUUCAUCUUGAAGGCCGGCAAAGCACUCAACGAGGCAAAGGUAGAGAUCCGGAUACAGUUCAAGGACGUGACACAGGGUAUCUUCAAGGACAUCUCGCGUAACGAGCUCGUCAUCCGCAUUCAGCCUUCGGAGGCUGUAUACUUGAAGUUAAACACGAAAACGCCUGGUCUUUACACCCGUGCGAUCCCAACGGAGAUGGAUUUGACGUACAAGCGGCGUUUCGUGGAGGCCAAGAUCCCGGAGGCAUAUGAGGCGCUGAUUCUUGACGCACUCAAGGGUGACCACUCCAACUUCGUCCGAGAUGAUGAGCUGGACGUUGCCUGGAAGAUCUUCACCCCAAUUCUUCACUGGAUAGACGGCAAGAAUGGGCCCUCGCCGAAGCCCGUUCCCUACCCAUAUGGCUCGCGCGGUCCGAAAGAGCUCGAUGCGUUCAUCGCGAAGUACGGUUACAAGCGGACUGUUGCGGAAUACGAGUGGCCGGUGACGAAUCUAGCAUCGUUGUGAAGUUUUACGUGUGCAUGCCGAGUCUCGUUGUCAUGUUAGCUGAGUCUUGAAGCUUGAUGUCUUAUUAUCGGCGGAUGCAUUGACUGUUUGGAUGUGGAGCGCGAGAAAGCAAAGAAGUUUGUGAAGAGUGGUAAUUAGAAUCUUGCUUG
Molecule: messenger RNA, 2176 nt
Organism: Laetiporus sulphureus 93-53
Lineage: Eukaryota; Fungi; Basidiomycota; Agaricomycetes; Polyporales; Laetiporaceae
Product: glucose-6-P dehydrogenase
Exons: 8
Coding region: 474-2027 (517 amino acids)
Biological process (GO): pentose-phosphate shunt, oxidative branch; glucose metabolic process
Cellular component (GO): cytosol
Molecular function (GO): NADP binding; glucose-6-phosphate dehydrogenase activity
Source: RefSeq, a predicted model, not a curated record